UUUCAGCGGUGUUAUGGUGAUGUUGAAUUGCGCUCGUAUGUUAUAUCUUAAUAUCAAAUAUUUGUGUUCGGUGGUGGUGAUUGUGAAGGCAUUUUGUGUGGCUUUCUCAUUUUGGUGUUUUAAUGUUCACACGAUGGCAGAAAGAGAGUUAAACUGUGCGUUGUGGGUAAAUCAAGUGUUGUAAUGUCGCAUUAAUUCUAACAUGGCAUGGCUGUUUUUUUUGUGCGUGUGUAUUUGUUUGUGGGGUUGAUUCAGUGCCAUAUACAUGAAUGUUGAGGAUUCAUAUUUACUAUAAAUUCACACACAAUGCCGAGUCUUCCUCAAAACAACCUAAAGGAGCAACUGGAACGACACAAUAAUGCUGCACAGAGCAAGUUAUCACUGCUGAAACUAAAGCCUGGGGGGUUUUGUUUCAAAAAGAAGUCUUCAUCAGGUAUCUCCAAAGUGGAAGUUCCUCUAAAGGUAACUGGUGCAAAUGUCUUAGCAAACAGGAGUGUCAAUAUUUCACGCAGCUGUGAAGUAACCAAAACUCAUGUGACGUUUUCGCAAAACCCUAAGAGAGCAACUCCGAAAGUCAACUUCUUCACUGCACCCAGCAGACCGAAGACAAAUACUGUUAAUCCAUUAGUCAACCCGUUUGCUGUGAACAAAACACCUCCUGUCCAAUUUACCAUUAAGGAUUUGCCAAAAUCUGCAGCCUUCCCUAAGGAUCAAACUGUGUGUGAACCUAAGUGUGACAUCUCCCAACUCUCCUUCAAUGAAUGGGAUGACUUGGAUGAUUUUGAAACCCCAGUCAAGGCAAGAGUACCGUCCCCAGUUACAGAAACCUCUACAAAAAAGCUAAGUGUAUCGGACCAGAACAUGUCCCCAAAUUCCUCUUGUGCUAAGAGUGAUGAUACUACAUUAAAUGGAGGUUCACAGGUUACAGAAUCUAUAACUAUCCCAAAGGAUGUCCUGUCAGCUGCUAAUAGAGUCAGCACAGAGCCUGCUGAGAGAGAGCCAGAGGACUCGCCCAUUAAAAAAUCCAAAAGACAUAAGAAAUCAGUCCAGCAAAAGGCGUUACUGAGUGACACUGAAGAUGAGGAGUCAUUGACUGUAUUACACCAGAUAAAAAUGAAAAGGACAUCAACUGCGGCAGAAGAGCAGUGUGCUGACACAAACAUCAUAGACAUUGAUGAGACUGAGACAGACAACUUUUAUGAGGAUUUCAUCCCCCCAUCCCCUGUUCUUGAGGAGACGAGUGCCUUUGACUCCGAAGAGGAGAAAAGUUCAUCUGACCCUGUUACACAUGCUGACAAAAAUGUUCCACCUCAUGAGUCUGCCUCAAACCUGUCAGCACCCUUUGAUGAACCUGCUAAAGAAUUAAAAGGACCUGAUGAUGCUCUCUUUACUAUUAUGGAGUCUAUUUGUUAUCUAGUUGACACUAUUCCAGAGCAUGAGCUCAUAGCACUGACCUGUGGCACAGAGCUAUUACUGCAGAGAGCACACAGGAAAAGGAUUCUUGCUAAUGGUGCACCAUCUAGAACAUCUCAGUUAGGCCCAGCAGCAACUCCAUAUUCUAGUCUGCUAAACAGACAAGGGUUUGGAGUCACGCCCUCUAGUCCAACAUCAUCUAUGACCCCAGUGAUAUCAGAAAAGGCCGUCAAAACAGGCUUUCCAUUUCGCAAAUCCAUUGCCUCAGUCAUAUCUUUGGAAAAUGACAGUGUGUUUGAGGAUUCUGACUGUAUCAUCAAUGGGGUUGAGACCCCCGGUGGUUCCUGGAAUCCUAACAGCACCUCAAAAACAGCAACUAGUAGGGACAUCUCAAACAGGUCAAGUCCCCCUUCAAGCAAAUAUGUGUCAAAAACAGAUAAGUGCUACUCAGGGUUGUCCUUCAAUGAGUCAAACAAUCAGACUGUGGGUGGAGAUCAGGUUGACUUGUUUUAUUCCCCCAAAAGAGUAGAUUCAGGAAAGAGAAAUACUGAGAGCAGUGUUGAAACCAACAUGGAAGUACCCAACUGUUCUCGAGCAGAUACAGAGCCACUUGAUGACUUCCUAAUUGAUGAUUUUGAUAUUGAUGAUUUUGAUGAGACUGAUGUUCCAGAAUAUUUUGAAGAACCUCCAAGUGUCUUGGCAUCAAGAGACCGCUUUGAUGCAAAAACGCCAUCAGUGCGGGAGGGAGGGCCUUCAAAACCUUUGGAGAGAAAGACUGUAACACCACCAGCUCUAAAACCUACCAAAACAUUCAGCACUGAACCUGUGUACAGAAACCCAGCUCAUGACCGCUUUAGAGGCAUCAGCUUUCCUCACAGCCCAGAGAUGAUGAAGAUCUUCCAUAAGAAGUUUGGGCUGCAUCAGUUCCGCUUCAAUCAGCUGGAGGCUAUUAAUGCCUCACUGUUAGGAGAAGACACGUUUGUACUGAUGCCUACAGGUGGUGGUAAAAGUCUCUGCUAUCAGCUUCCUGCUUGUGUCUUUGCUGGAGUGACUGUUGUCAUUUCUCCUCUGCGGUCUCUCAUAGUUGACCAGGUUCAAAAGCUUACCACAUUAGAUAUCUGUGCAACUAGUUUAUCUGGGGACAAAAAAGAUAGUGAGGCUGCAAAGGUCUAUAUGCAGCUGUCUAGGAAGGAUCCCCCCAUCAAACUGCUUUAUGCCACUCCUGAGAAGGUGUGUGCAAGUGGACGGAUGAUCAGUGCCCUUCAGAAUCUGUAUGAAAGGGGUCUGCUAGCUCGCUUUGUCAUUGACGAGGCCCAUUGCGUCAGUCAGUGGGGUCAUGACUUCAGGCCAGACUACAAGCGCUUGCAUGAGCUCAGGCGGAUGUUUCCCAAUGUUCCUAUAAUGGCACUGACGGCCACAGCCACUCCUAGAGUUCAGAAAGACAUUCUGAACCAGCUGGCAAUGACCCGUCCUCAGGUAUUCACUAUGAGCUUCAACAGGCACAAUCUCAAAUAUUCAGUUUUGCCAAAAAAGCCCAAGAAGGUCGAUGAGGAAUGUAUUCAGUGGAUCAAGAAAUAUUACCCACGUGACUCUGGGAUUGUGUACUGCUUGUCUCGUAAUGACUGCGACACUCUGGCUGACAGUCUGCAGAGGGCUGGGAUCGCAGCGCUGGCUUAUCACGCUGGCCUGAGUGACAGGGAAUAUGUCCAGAAUAAAUGGAUCAACCAGGAUGGCUGCCAGGUUAUGUGUGCCACCAUUGCAUUUGGCAUGGGAAUCGAUAAGCCAGAUGUGCGUUAUGUGAUCCAUGCCAGUUUGCCCAAGUCAGUGGAGGGUUAUUACCAGGAGUCAGGCAGAGCUGGUCGAGAUGGAGAGAUUUCCCACUGCGUCCUCUUCUAUUCCUACAGUGAUGUUAUCCGCAUCAAGAGACUCAUUGCUAUGGAUAAAGACGGCAGCCAGCAAUCCAAAGCCACCCACAUCAACAACCUGCACAGCAUGGUGCAUUUCUGUGAGAAUGUGGCCGAGUGCAGGAGAAUCCAGUUGCUGGCUUACUUCGGCGAGCACACAUUCAAUACAAGCUUCUGUAAAGAGCAUCCUGAGGUCAUCUGUGACAAUUGUGCCAGACCACAUAAAUAUAAAUCAAGAAAUGUCACAGAUGAUGUGAAGAAGAUUGUGAGGUUUGUGCAGGAGAACUGUGAGAAGGUUGGAAACCGAUAUGGCAAAUCCGCCCAGCAGAACAGGCUCACUCUCAACAUGUUGGUCGACAUAUUUCUGGGCUCCAAAAGUGCUCGGAUCCAGUCUGGAAUGUUCGGAGUAGGAGCAGCAUAUUCCAAACACAAUGCUGAGAGGCUUUUUAAGAAACUGGUGCUGGAUAGUGUUCUGAUGGAGGACCUCUACAUCACUAACAAAGGGCAGGCAGUGGCCUAUAUCUCUGCUGGGCUUAAAGCCAUGAGUGUACUGAGUGGUUGCAUGCAGGUUGAGUUUGUUGAGACGGAGACUGCGUCCAGCAUCAGAAAGCACAAAGCCUCUGUGAUUGAGAACAUUUCUAAGAGAGAGGAGAUGGUUAAAAAAUGUCUACAGGAACUCAAUGAUCUGUGCAAGAAGUUGGGCAAAGUCUUUGGCAUUCAUUACUACAACAUUUUCUCCACAGCCACACUCAAAAAGAUUGCUGGUUCUCGCACUUCCUCUGCAGCUGAGGCACAGACAGAGAGUUCAGGAUGGAUUGACACAACAAGAGGCCAUCAAAACGAGGAAGAUGACGAUGAUGAAGGGGACACCACAUCAACCUAUUUCAGAAGCACCUCUGGACGAGGAGCAAAGAGAAAGCAAGGGUCUUACUCCAGGAAACCCAAAAGAAGAAAAGGUGCCAGCGGCCAAAACUCUGCCUCUAAAGGUGGAUACAGCAAUAACUGGUCUUCAUCAAGAGGAGGCGGAGGAAGAGGGGGAUACAGGGGUGGUAAUCGAAGUGCAGGCAGAGGUUCCAGGCCGGCUCCAUCAGUCCCAGCAGUGAAGAGGCCCGGCUUCAUGGCUUUGCCCACUCCACAGAAUGCUGCUCGUCCAUUCCUCAAACCAACAUUCUCUCACCUCUAGAAUCAGAAUACUCCUAAUGUUUCUGCUACGGUUUUCCAUGCGCCUCAUAUUCGUCCAUCGUAGCAAAAACCCGUUUCAGCUCCUGUGGUCAGUGGAAGACAGCGGUUCUACCAAAUGGUUAUAAAGGCAUGUAACUUGACUGCACAAUUCAGCUAGUAAAACCCAUAACGGUUACCAUCAGCUGCUUCCUAAAACAUCUCAGCCAUCGUUUAUUCACUAGCACCAUAGUGAUUCUGGCCUACAACACAACAGCAGAUUGUGAUUGGUGGAUUGAAGCAUGUUCAUUUAAAAUAACUGUACUAGUAAAGCCAAGCUUGUGAGCUGCCACAAACUAAUGCUAAAAGCUACAAUUAUUGUGAGUACCAGUGUAAGAUCUAAAACGUCCCCUAAUUACCACUAGCUGUUACUUCUCUCAACCCUGGUCUCUUUUUCACUGUUCACAAAAAUAAAUCUGCUCCUUCUGCAUUUUGCAUUCACUUCCUCUAUUUUUCGCUUUCUCAAAUACAAAAGCAAUUACAUCAAUAGCAGUUUCAAAGGGGCAGGCAUAAAAUAGAUCAUGUAUGGUAAAAUAAACCCCCUGUCCAACUUGCAUGCCACUGGAAGAAUCUUCUGUCUUCAAAUAAAUAAUAUAGACUAAUCAGGACUUGGUGUACUAAAGACUAAACCUGGCCUUCUAGUACAUAUUGCCAAACACAUCGUCAAUUAAUUAAAAUGAGCAUACACACACAAACAUACACACAGUCUUUUGGCUAAACUGUGUAUAAAGUCAUCAGUAUUGUUCGAAUGCAGGGCCAAUAUACAAAGCACAGGGACGGUUUUCUCAUUACUGGUUAAGUGACUGAAUUGAAAAUGGAUUGUAGAUCUGGAUUAAAAUCUUUC
Molecule: messenger RNA, 5379 nt
Organism: Sinocyclocheilus grahami
Lineage: Eukaryota; Metazoa; Chordata; Actinopteri; Cypriniformes; Cyprinidae
Product: Bloom syndrome protein homolog
Biological process (GO): telomere maintenance; double-strand break repair via homologous recombination; DNA replication
Cellular component (GO): cytoplasm; nucleus; chromosome
Molecular function (GO): DNA binding; 3'-5' DNA helicase activity; ATP binding
Source: RefSeq, a predicted model, not a curated record